AUGCUAAACCUACUUUCCACCCUCCUCUUCCUCGCCCCCCUCACGGGUGCCUAUGCCCUCUCCCCCCGCGCCCCCGUCCCCGGCGCCUGCAUGAAAACCCACCUCCCCAGCGAACAACAAUACACGCUCGGCUACCAAACCUUCUGCGAGACCUUCAUCGGCCCCGACGAAAAAAAGACCAUCACCGAAGGCAACCCGCUCGUCGCCACGGUUACCUUGACCGCCCACGACGACAACAAACCGCUGCGCUGGGUGUACAAAGUCAGCGUAUACGAUAACACGCCGCUUGCGCCGCGCUACGAGAUUACGCGCGACAUGUGUCUGGAGAAAUUCAAGAGUGCCGUCGAGAGUGAUGCGGCGGGCGGGCUGGGCAAGGCGUAUUGUGUUGUUGAUGGGGAGGGGGUUACUUUGGCGCAGGGAGGCGUGGUUAAGGAGAAGAAGGGCGGGCAGGGCGGGUUUGGGUCUGUGUAUUGGGAGAGUAGGGGCAGGUUGGAUGAUUGA
Messenger RNA from Cucurbitaria berberidis CBS 394.84, 501 nucleotides. RefSeq lists its product as uncharacterized. The coding region runs from base 1 to 501 and encodes 166 amino acids. NCBI's taxonomy places the organism in Eukaryota, Fungi, Ascomycota, Dothideomycetes, Pleosporales, Cucurbitariaceae. The record is from RefSeq and is a predicted model, not a curated record. The transcript has a single exon.